CCCUGAAAUAAGGGGUUUUUAUUCAAGUUCCCUUCGCGAUUUUGCUCAAAACAUUACGAGAAUCAAACUUAAAAAAGAAUGCAUUCUGCAAUGGACAAUUCUUCAGACACACAAGAAAGAUUGUAUAAGAUGCUUGAGAAGUUGCAGUCUUUAGCUCGAGAAAUUCCACCUAAGUACCAACAACGUCUACCAUAUGAUUUACUCUCAUCUUUGGCCCACGUAUUACUUGACAACACAGUUUUCGAGAUAGUAAGAGAACUUGCAGAACUUCAGCAUAUGACAGAGAAAAGUUUACACCAGCAACGCACUCAGCUGAUGCACAAACACAAGACUGAUCGAGAAGCUCUGAUAAAAUCCCAGAAGGAUGAAAUCCAAGCAGCAGAGUGCCAGGGAAAGACCCACGUCGCCUCUCGCCUGCCAAGGUUACACCAGGAACAGAUAACACAACUAGAUGCCCGUCAUGCACAAGAGAUAUCCACCAUGCAUGUGCGGAUUCUUCAGUUGUUGGAUCAGAAGGUAACAGAGCAACAGUCAACAUUACAACAGGUUGGUGUACCAGGUUUUCAUGAAACAGAAAACCCUGUGGAAAUUAAGAUCCAGAUGUAUAUAAUGGAUUUUAUAGUUAAAAUUGGUGGCAUUAAGAUACCCUGAUAGUUAUUGUAAAAUAGUCUUUGUAAUUUCUGCAACAGGAGUUCAGUUUUGAUAUUGUUUAUUUAUUUAACAUUGUUAUAUAUAUUGACAAUUUAAAGUAUAUGAAUGGUUAUUAAAUAUUAUUUUAACUAC
Molecule: messenger RNA, 783 nt
Organism: Penaeus vannamei (Pacific white shrimp)
Lineage: Eukaryota; Metazoa; Arthropoda; Malacostraca; Decapoda; Penaeidae
Gene: gdl
Product: gonadal protein gdl
Source: RefSeq, a predicted model, not a curated record